Molecule: messenger RNA, 358 nt
Organism: Staurois parvus
Lineage: Eukaryota; Metazoa; Chordata; Amphibia; Anura; Ranidae
Source: the annotation of a GenBank genome assembly
CCCAGCAGUGCGCCCACCUGUGCCCAGCAAUGCACCCACCUGUGCCCAGCAGUGCGCCCACCUGUGCCCAGCAGUGCGCCCACCUGUUGCACCCAGCAGUCAGUGCCCAUCAGUGCAGCCCAGCAGUGCUCCCAGUCAGUGCCCAGAGGUUGUGCCAGUCAGUGCCCAGCAGUGAUGUCAGUCAGUGCCACCUAUCAGUGCUGUCUAUCAGUACCCAUUAUCAGUGUCGCCUAUCAGUGCCACCAAUCAGUGCCGCAUAUCAGUGCCACUUAUCCGUGACACCUCAUUAGUGCUGCCUAUCAGUGCCGCCUAUCCGUGCCACCUCAUUAGUGCCGCCUAUCAGUGCCGCCUAUCAGUG